This is a messenger RNA of Bufo gargarizans (Asiatic toad), 2795 nucleotides long. RefSeq names its product perforin-1-like. The record is from RefSeq and is a predicted model, not a curated record. Bases 1 to 2769 code for a protein of 922 amino acids. Lineage: Eukaryota; Metazoa; Chordata; Amphibia; Anura; Bufonidae. The transcript has 6 exons.
AUGGAGGUGGACGCCAUGCUUGCGGAGCUAAGGACGGCGGCGGCGAGUAGAGGACCGGGCUGGCUUCAGGAGCAGGUCCAGCAGCUGCUGAGAGGGGCGGCUGAGGCACCUGUUUCGCCUCAGCCUUCUUUGUCACGGCCUCGGCGGGUCCGGCCGCCGGAGCGCCUCAGUCCACAGUUGUCCUCCCCUCGGUCUCAGCGCUGCAGACGGAGCCCUACACAGGACCCUUCAUGCCGGCAGGCCGCAGGUACAGCUUCUGCUUGUGGGCCCCGGCGUGGGAGGAAUCCGGCCAGCAGGCGGAGCCCUCGAGCAGGCCUUGGAAGGUCUGUACAGCUAUGUACCAGCGCCCUCCAGUGUUUAGGACCAGGUACAGCGGGCCUUGUCCAGGAGAUGAUUGUGGAUGAGGCCCCUCGGCAUGAGCAAGUGUCUGGGGACAACGGGGCGGCUGCGGACCUGAGCAGCAGGCCCUCGGCGAGGUUGCAGCAAGACCCUCCAGGCUCCGCCUUUUCCUGGGCGUCGAGUGAAGAUCAUGGAUGUCACGUCUCUGGUCCCGGUCGGGCCAGGGGACCGUCGGGGGACCGUUUUUCAUCGGCUUCAUCGCAGAGGAAGGAACGUCUGGAGUCGGGAUCUUCGGCUGAUGGGAUCAAAGCUUCCAGGCAGCCAGAGUGGGCGUUUAGGGACUCGGCAGGAUGUGAAUCUAUCAUUCACUAUUUAGACGAUUUUCUGUGUAUUGGCCCCGCGGGUUCAAAGGUGUGUUCUUUAUUGCUGCAUUCACUGGAGGUGCUGUUCGCUGCGUUUGGUGUUCCCCUGGCGGUGGAAAAGACGGUGGGUCCCGCGACGGAGUUGAGCUUCCUGGGUAUCGAUUCGAAGCGGAUGGAAUGUAGACUGCCCCGGGACAAGCUGGAGGAUUUGGAAAGGGAGGUGGGGAGGGCGCAGCGAUUAGCAAAACUUCAACUGAAGGAGCUGCAGUCGCUCCUGGGUAAGCUAAAUUUUGCUUGCCGGAUAAUGCCCAUGGGGAGGAUUUUUAGCAGGAGGUUGGCGGCUGCGACAGAGGGGUGGGAGCGUUUUCGCCAGCUGGCUCCAGAAGCGGAGGAGGACGGGCUGGACUGCCCGAGCUGCCUAUGGGAACUCCUGGAGACAACAUCACUCUUUGCAAUGAAGUCCAGACUGCAUCUUCUGUUUUGGCUUCUUCUUCUUCUUCACCAUCAAAGACCUUCCAUGAGCUCUCCCUUUAGCAGAUCUGGAUGUAGACCUGGUACAGCAAAAGAAUGCAAGGAUGCCAAAUUUGUUCCAGGCCAUACUCUAUUAGGAGAAGGCAUUGAUAUUGUCACCAUGAAGUCAACCGGCUCUUUUCUUCUGGAUCUACAGGAGGUUGGAGAGAAAUGUGCAGUGUGUGACAACCCUCACAACAAAAAUGUGCUGCAGAAGCUGCCCAAGGCGCUGGUGGACUGGAGACCAGAAACUUCAUGUUACAGAAAUAUACAAAGCUUGACAUCUACAUCUACAGUGUCAGUGGCCAAUGAAGCAACUUCUGAAGUGGAGAACGACUGGAAAGUUGGUCUCAAAUUGAACAUGCAUGUGGCCAACCUAAACAUAGCUGUGGGAGGUUCUCACAGUCAGAUGACCAAAUUUGCAGAGAGUAAAAGCAGCACGGACAAUUACAAUUUUCUGAGCCAGAAAUUAGACUGCGCUUUCUAUAGUUUUGGCCUGGGAUCCAAUGCCUCGUUUACACCUCAUUUCAAUAAAGCUUUGAAAAGUCUCCCAGAUUCCUAUGAUAAGAACACCAAAGCUGAAUACAGACAUCUGAUCGCUAACUUCGGGACACAUUAUAUCACACGUGUAAAAGUCGGAGGUCGGACCCAGCAGGUCACUGCAGUGCGAACAUGUGAAGUGUCUAUGAGCGGUUUGCAAAUGCAUGAGGUCAAGGAUUGCCUUCGAGUCGAAUCUGAGAUUGGGAUAUUCAAGUCAGCAAGUAUUCAUUCCAAAGUUGAAGAUUGCAAAAAAAAAUUAGAGAAAGCGGGAUAUGCUGGAGAUUUCCAUCAAGCAUUCAGUGAACGCACGUGGAAGGUCAUAGGAGGAAAUGCGAAAUUCGAUCUUCUCUCACCCGAUACGGCCUCUGCUGAUGCCUUUGAGCAGUGGAUGGAAAGCUUGAAGACUCAACCUGGUCUGGUUUCCUAUUCCUUAGAUUCCAUUCAUAACUUGGUAAAAACGAGGGGUCCUAAGAGAGAGAACCUCAGGCUGGCUAUAAGUGAUUACAUUAAUGAAAUGGCUAUAACACAGAAGUGCUCAUGUCCCGGCCGUCAAGGGAAAGACUGCUCCUGUUCAUGUCCAGCUUCUAGGUACACAAGUUCUAACUGCUGCCCAACACGUCGACAAGUCGCUAGGGUUCACCUAUCCAUCAAAGAUGCCAGUGGUCUGAAAGCUGACGUUUUCUCACAGGCAGACGCCUACGUGAAAUUUAGAUUCCAUCCUGAAGAAAUAAGAACCCCAACAAUCAUGAAUAAGAAAAAUCCCACGUGGAAUAUGAAUUAUGAUUUCGGAGUUCUAGAGCUCAGCCCAAUUAAGAAAUACACAAUAGAGGUUUGGGAUAAGGACGUAAAAUAUGAUGAUUUGCUGGGAAAAUGUGAGAGAGUUCUGACAUCAGGUACUACUACUCACACCUGUUCUCUAAAGAAAGGCACGAUUAGAUAUUCUGUAAGUGUUACUUGUGUUGAUCACCUCAGAGGGCCGCAUUGUGAGAGUUAUAGCCCAGUGCCACCGACUGCUUAGUUGAGUUUAGAAUUCCCUUAUAAAUG